Odontomachus brunneus is the source of this 3370-nucleotide messenger RNA. RefSeq lists its product as uncharacterized. The transcript is spliced from 6 exons. Gene Ontology annotation, biological process: G protein-coupled receptor signaling pathway. Bases 1278 to 2027 code for a protein of 249 amino acids. The record is from RefSeq and is a predicted model, not a curated record. Gene Ontology annotation, cellular component: membrane; neuron projection. Lineage: Eukaryota; Metazoa; Arthropoda; Insecta; Hymenoptera; Formicidae.
UUGCUACGUCGCGCAUACAUACUGCUCAUUGCAGUUCGGCUCGGCUCGCCCGGUGUUCAAUUGUGGGUGUCGCGAUGAGCCACAGUGACAGAAGGGAAAGAGAGGUUGAGAGAAAGGGCGAGAGCGAAUGAGAGCAAGUGAGUGAGCGAGUUAGCAGUAAGAAGGCAGGGAAGAAAGGGAAGAGAGAGAGAGAGAAAGAGAGAGUGACAGAACGAGAGUGAGAAAGGAAGGAAGAGGGCGAGAGAAAGAGAAAGAGAGAACGAGAAAACGCGAGAGUGAGAGGGAGAGAGAGAGAGAGAAAGAGAGAGAGAAAGAGAGCGUGUGCAAGAGCGUGUAGAACAUAUAACUGGAAUCUUCGGCAGUGCAAAACAUUUUUGGCGAUCAUUUUAGAAAGAUCACGAUGUGUCACAACGAAGUCUUGCGCGACGCUGUUACUCACGAAUCGCCUUUGGCGCUUUAAACCCCAACCCGUGAGAUUCAUACCCGCUUCUCUACUGACUUGAUAUCAGAUCUCGCGAAGGUACGCUCGGCCGAAUAUCACUGAAGACUCGCAGAUCACGAGAUCGUUACGAUAGAUUCAUCAGAAUUUUUUUUUUAAAUGACCAAACACGCGAUAGUGAUUCGCGCGCGUAAUCUAACUCACGAUAAAAUUGCGACAUAUAUUUAGCACACGUAAUAUUUAUUAUCCUGUGAAUAGAAUCUCACUCGUAUUGAAUGAAGAAAUAAACCGCGUUGAUCGUUCUCUUGCAAAAUUUUUCAAAGGCGCGAUGCUACGAUCACGAUCGCGAUCGCUACACCAGUUUCAAUAAAAUAGAAUUAAAAUCUCAUGGAGAAAGUUAUCAUUACGCUCUGUCAUGCGUUCUAUUGGAAUAUACCGCAUGAGUCUUUAAAGAGUAUACAAGAAGAAAAGGUCGAACAUGCUGCGGCAACUGCUCUGCUUCAGUAACCGAGAAAUGACUAUGCUGCCAAGCUGAGAGAACGAUAAGCCUAUUAUCAACCAGCUUUAAGUGAACCGAGAUUGAUCGCAUAAAAAUAACCGGCGCGCGACAAAAAAAAAAGAGAAGAAAAAAUAGAAAGAAAAGAGGAUCACAUGGCGGGAAUGCGUGCGAAGUGCACUUUGUGGCGAUUAUUGGUUCGCAGUGCGCGAUCGUGAAGAUCGUGUGCUCGGGGUUGACUUCCGGUGUAUUUUUUGCGUUCCCGGACUACCAGAAAUGUUCGCAGAACUUAUCGUUGUGUCGAGUGACGAUUGGCGAGGAAAUUGUUCGUAACAAGAUCAGAUGAUGACGGAUUCGCCGACACCUUCAACCAGCAGACAUCACGACGAUAAAUGUGACAAGCCCGAGAAACCCGAUAAAUCAGUGUUAUUACAAAUUCAAGACAUAAACAGCCAGGUGGCACAGUUUCGAGAUUUGCUUAUUAAUAUCGGACAACCGCGCGACAGUCCAGAGUUACGUGAAAAAAUACGAAAGAUGCGUCGCAACUGUGUAGAGGCUUGUAAACACACCUCUCAACUAGUACUACCACAUGUGCAAAGCGCUAUAGAUGUCGGAAUACCGGUGGAUAGCCCGAACUUGGUACUGUUGUUUUACGUGGCACAACUUUUUUUACGUGAACUGCAUAAAAGCAAGAAUCUUAUACAAAUCGUACCAAUGGACAUGUCCGGAUAUUACGAGAGCCGCGCUGGUCCUUCGUACAUCGGCAACGUGGUCUCGCAGAUCCUCUUGUGCAAACAGAUCAGACCGGAUUUCAACGAGGAGGAACUCUGUAGCAUUCGAAAGGACUCAGAAGAGAUCGGCCAACUGAUAGCGGAGUUGCAAGAAUUCAUGCCCCAAUCCGAGGCUGACACGGGUACAAUUCCGCCGAGAAACCCGUGGCCCUUCACAAUCCAGGGAACAAAAUCAAUCGGAAUAAUGGGACACGAAGAAUGCACCGAUGGAGUAGCAACAGAGAACGACAAUCAUCCUAUUUCCGCAAUGGUUUCAGAUUUCUAUGCUGUGCCGCGAGCACGAAUUACGUUUAACGUAUAAUUCGUUUUUAAAGGAAUUAACGGUAUUUCGAUGCGUACGGACAGGACAAUUGUCAGGAACAAAUUCGUUCGAUUUACGAAGUACACCAAAAAAGCAUAUAUUAGCUGCGAAAAUAUAGUGCCAUCGAAGAAAAUCCAAGAUAUUUCUUUUUUGAAAGUACUUUAAUAAUGCGUAUAAUGCAUUAAUAAUAAAUAAAUAAAGUCCUGAGUACAAAAUUAUUUGCUAGUAGGGAUCUACAAUAUUGAAAGUGUAACCUCUCUACACUAUAAAGAUAAAGAAACAUCAUAUGAACAUGGAUACGGAACUUUCUUUGAAAACUUUUGUUUACAACAAGAAUUUUUAAGACUUUAUAAGGUUACAGAUUUGAUUGAAGAAACUAAAAAUAAUGUUUUCCUAUACAUAUGUUUUACGUCGAAGUCUCAUUUGAAAAAUGUAGAAAAGUAUUUCGGAUAUUAAGAAUUUUUCAUAUAAAACAAUAAUAUGAUUUCGGAGAAUUUUUGGAGAACCUUACCUUAUAACCUUAUUCGAUUAUAACUUAGUACUGCUAUUAUUUAUUUCUAACAGAAAGUAAAUAAUUACGAUAUUUGUAAUUCGAAACUUAUCAGAUAUUUCUAUUAUAUUUCUAUCGUACUAUCAUAUUUGUUGUUAAUAAAAAAGUGAUUUUAUUUAAAAAAGUGAUUUUUAAAGUGAAAUAUUUUUGUAUUUACGUCCAUAUGAUUUUUUCAUUCUCUCACGAUGAAUAAACUGCAUUCUUAAAAUUUGCUCACUUAUUUUAGAAUUAUUUUAUACACGUUGUAAAAGUAUGGACUAAUGAAUGAUCAUACAAUAAACAUUGAGUAACAUUACAUUAAUGUUAUAAUUUCCCUCAACAACUCAACAAUGCAAUUAUUACGUACAGUACGUGUUACAUUGCACUUAUCUAUUAUUGAAAUAAUAAAUUAUAACAUUAAUGUAAUGUUAUAAUUUGAUGUUUUUACUCGAUAUUUUUUAAAUUCUUUUAAGUGAAAAGUGGUAAUAUUUUCACUCGAGACGAUAAUGAAAAUAUUGUCACUCGAAAUAAAAAAAAUGAAUUUUUACUUAAAAUUUCUGAUUCCAUAUGAAUGGAUAUUUUAAUCAAUUAGAGCGAAUGUUUUACUGAUUCAGAAUGCAUCAGAUUUAUUCUUUAAUAUCAGGUGAAAGUAUUUAUUUCAUGAUUCAGAAUGGAGAUUCACUUUAUAGGAGUAAAAAUUAACUUCAAUUUGAGUACUUCAACUGUAACUCUAUAUAUUUUUUCUAUAUAUUUUUCAAAUGAAAUUUUACUUCAAGAGAAUUAGAAAAGAUAAAUAUGUUUAUAGGGGACCCAC